AUGACAAUUCCCGCCGAUAUUCUUGCUGCAGAUGCAGCAGGGUCCAUACCUGAUGGAGUCUCUCUUUCAUAUCUCGCACAGUCCCGCGAUAAAUCUGCCAUUGUGGGCAUCAUUUUCAUGGUCUGCUUGACUGGGGCGCUCGUGCUUCUGCGUCUUUAUGCGCGGUUGUUUCUAGUCAAACAGCUUGGCCUCGACGAUGCGCUAGCGGUUCUAACAAUCCUGUUUUACAUCACUCUGGUUGCCCUCUCUAUCGUCCUGAUCAACUUGGGAAGUGGCCGUCACAUCGAAUAUAUCCAAUAUGUCCUUCCAAUGUCGACCGUCCGCCAAACUGAAGUCCUCGAUUUCGUCGCACACAUCAUCUACACAACAGCCCUUUUCCUUUGUCGUCUCUCCGGUCUGGCCUUCUACUACCGACUCUCCGCGCGCUAUGGCAAGCUACACACAAGCGUCCUAAUUGCCGCUCCAUUCCUCUUCGCCGCAUACCUCCCUCAAAUCUUCCUUUUGAUCUUCCACUGUCGACCUGUUACCGGUUUGUGGCCGUACGCAUGGCAAUCCGAACCCAUCGACUACAAGUGUCUCUCAUGGGGAUUGGUUUACUCCGUCAAUUCGGGCGUCUCACUCGCCUGCGACGUGAUGAUGUUCAUCAUUCCAGCCAUUCUGAUCAAACAACUCCACGUCUCCAAGAGGAACAAGAUCAAGCUCUCGCUGGUCAUGUUCCCCGGUGUCUUUGUCAUCGUCAUCUCAGCAAUCCGCAUCUGGCUUGUCGUCAAAGGCCAAUGGGCCUCCGACGGCAGCUGGGCCUACAAUCCCAUGCUGUGCGUCGAAAACGCCGAGGUCGCCAGCACUCUGAUCGCACUCUCGGUCCCUGCAUUAAAGCCCGUCUUCGGAAACCUUUUCGCCCAUCUGACCGAGUACACAUCCAGCCAUACCCGAUCGCGAUCCGCAGGAGGACGACUCCGGACUCUCUCCAAGCCCAUGAGUGGAGUUGGUUCCAACGCGCGCGACGAUCGGCGACUGCUGAACUGGUCGAAGACUGGCAAUGAUGAUUACGAAAUGAUGCCGUCGGAAGUCUCGGUCUCCCGCGAUGCGCCUGGUACUACCAAUCCGUAUAAGUCGCCUGGUAUCAAGGUGACCAAUGAGAUCGAUGUUUCGCGAGGGUCGGAGAGGCCGCCUUCAUCGCAGCAGACUUCUCGUCCUUCGUCUCGAAAUACAUAG
Molecule: messenger RNA, 1215 nt
Organism: Penicillium waksmanii
Lineage: Eukaryota; Fungi; Ascomycota; Eurotiomycetes; Eurotiales; Aspergillaceae
Exons: 3
Coding region: 1-1215 (404 amino acids)
Source: RefSeq, a predicted model, not a curated record